Messenger RNA from Belonocnema kinseyi, 1588 nucleotides. It is a transcript of the gene CNBP, whose product is annotated as CCHC-type zinc finger protein CG3800. The coding region runs from base 174 to 674 and encodes 166 amino acids. Gene Ontology annotation, molecular function: translation regulator activity; mRNA binding; single-stranded RNA binding. The record is from RefSeq and is a predicted model, not a curated record. Lineage: Eukaryota; Metazoa; Arthropoda; Insecta; Hymenoptera; Cynipidae. The transcript has 3 exons. Gene Ontology annotation, cellular component: cytoplasm. Gene Ontology annotation, biological process: positive regulation of cytoplasmic translation.
AUUGGCCGGUCUUCGCUCCUUCAGUCAAUGGUCGCCGUAAUCGUCCGGUCUCAAGCAUCGGUUAAAUUUUUAUAGAAAAACAAUAAAUUUACGGCCCCAUUGUCUCAGUUUGUGUCAGCAGAGCUGUAUAAGGAGGAUAUCUAUUCACCCACUUUCUGAGAAACCAAGAUACGAUGAGUUCCAGUGCUUGUUAUAAAUGCAACCGCAUGGGUCACUUUGCGAGAGAGUGCCCACAAGGAGGAGCAGGGGGUGGUGGCGGCGGUGGCCGAGGAGGAGACCGAGGCCGUGACCGUGAUGGUGGUGGCGGAUUUGGCCGAGGUCGCGAAAAGUGCUUCAAAUGCAAUCAAUUUGGCCACUUUGCUCGCGAAUGCAAAGAGGAUCAAGAUCUCUGCUAUCGAUGCAACGGCGUUGGACACAUUGCAAAAGACUGUCAACAGGUGUCUCAACAGGGGCCUGAGAUGAGCUGCUACAAUUGCAACAAAACUGGUCACAUUGCCCGCAGCUGCCCGGAGGGUGGCAACGAUUCAGGACGUUUCGCGAUGCAAAGCUGCUACAGUUGCAAUAAGACUGGUCAUAUUGCGCGUAAUUGCCCGGAAGCUGGAGGCAAGACCUGCUAUGUCUGCCACAAGCCAGGUCACAUAAGCCGCGAGUGCGACCAGGACGAUAGGAAGUAGGAGAUAAAUGAAAUCCGUGCCGCUCGCUUAACGAUAAGCCCCGUUUACCGUUGCGUGCACCACUACCAGGGAUUGUAGCUAGGUAGGGAUGUGCGAACAUAUGUCUUGUCUCAAUUCAUGCGUGUACAAUCGCUAAAGAAAGAAAAAGAAACAAAAACAUAAAACAAAACAAAAAAAAAAAUAAGAAGAAAAAACAGAAAGAAAAAAACACCAGCAAGAAGACGCGCGUUUCUCGUCAUAGUUCGUUCGGAUUCCCAUCUCUCCAUGCCCAAAUCCUGGAAACAACUCCUUCUCCCUUCUCCUCUCUAUCCGCCGUUGUUCUCUCUUUGCAAUGGUAUAUAUAUAUAUAUUUUUUUUUUCUUUCUCUUACGAUAUUUUAAGUUUUUAUCGCUGUUACACAACCGGACCAUAAACUACGUCCUCGCGACGUAUGAUUAUUAUACACAAGAAAUUGAAGAAGAAAAGAAAAAAAAAGGAAGAAAAGCAAACAAAUGGAUAGCGUUUUUCAAUGGUAAAACUAUAGUCUGUAGACACGUAAAAAAAAAGCGCCCUCCCUCGGGACCUCCUCGAAUGGUCGUUUGAUACAAGAUGUCCACCGAAAUUGAGUUAUAUAUAUAUGUAUGUAUAUGUAUAUUAACAACGACCUUUUUCAAAAUCCACGGCCUCGGGUUUGAUUUUGGAAAAUUGACUUUUACACUAUAAUACUGUAAUUUUUGCGAUGAGUUUUGUUUUGAUAGGUAUAUAAAGCAGCGCAAGAAGAGAGAUGAAGUAAAAUUGUGGGGUGUGACGUAUAUUUAAAGGAAAGUUUUUGAGUUGUGUCACUAUAUCCAAGCAUCUUGUAUCCGUUCCUUCCUCUUAAAACUCUCUGGCCGUCGUCUCCAACACUUGAUGCAAAAAAAAAAAAAAAAAUUUUU